This is a messenger RNA of Cynoglossus semilaevis (tongue sole), 2213 nucleotides long. RefSeq names its product transferrin-a (gene tfa). The record is from RefSeq and is marked provisional. NCBI's taxonomy places the organism in Eukaryota, Metazoa, Chordata, Actinopteri, Pleuronectiformes, Cynoglossidae. Gene Ontology annotation, cellular component: recycling endosome; early endosome; extracellular region. Gene Ontology annotation, biological process: iron ion transport; antibacterial humoral response.
UCUGCUGAAUUUCAGACUCCAACAUGAAGUCUCUUCUCGUUGCAGCGCUGCUCGGAUGCCUCAUUGCGGUUUUGGUGGACGGUGAAAGGGUGAAGUGGUGCGUCACCUCACCUGCGGAGCUUGCAAAGUGUCGGAGUUUGGAGGGCUCUACAAAACUCACCUGCGUGGACAGAGCAAGCAUCAUCGAUUGUCUGACUGCAAUUAAGAAUUCCGAGGCAGAUGCCAUCACCUUGGACGGUGGAGAAAUCUACACUGCUGGACUGGACGACUACCAAUUGCAUCCCAUUAUUGCUGAAGAGUACAAAUCUGCUUCAGAAACAUGUUACUAUGCUGUUGCUGUGGCAAAGAAGGAAACUAACUUCGUCUUCAAAGACCUCAAGGGAAAGAAAUCUUGUCACACUGGGUUGGGGAAGUCUGCUGGAUGGAACAUUCCCAUUGGAACGCUGCUGUCCAGGAGUUAUUUAAGCUGGAAUGGUAGUGACAGCAAAUCCUUGGAAACUGCUGUCAGUGAAUUCUUUGGAGGCAGCUGUGUUCCUGGAGCUAAAAAUCACCCCAGACUCUGUGAACUGUGUAAUACAGACUGCAGCAUGACUAGUACUAACAGAUACUAUAACUAUGAUGGUGCUUUCAGGUGUCUGAAGGAGAAAGGAGAUGUGGCUUUCAUUAAGCACCUCACCAUACCUGACGGGGAAAAGGACCAAUACGAGCUGCUGUGCUUGGAUAACACCAGAGCACCUAUAGACAAUUAUAAAAGCUGUAACCUGCAGAGAGUACCAGCUCAUGCUGUUGUCACACGAAAAGACAAGGAUCUUGAGGAUCUCAUUUGGAAUGCUCUCGAUGAGAUUCAAAGACAGCAUCUAGGCGUCCUUUUCAAAACUGACCACGGAAAGAACCUGAUGUUCAAGGAUUCAACAGAGAAAUUGGUCAGGCUCCCCCCGAACACAGACGCCUUCACGUAUCUGGGUGUCAAGUACAUGAGAAUCCUCCAAAGCCUGAAGAGAGUCAAUAUUCCCACCAGUUCACCUGAAGGCCUCAGAUGGUGUGUUUUGGGUGAGGAGACAUCAAAGUGUGACGAUUGGAAUAUCAAAACAAUGGAACUGACAUGCGUAAAAGGAGAAUCACCUGAACAUUGUCUGAAGUUAAUUAUGCGUUCAGAUGCUGAUGCAGCAACAGUAGAUGGUGGACAAGUGUACACAGCCGGAAAGUGUGGUCUGGUUCCUGCUAUGGUGGAGCAGUAUGAUGCAGAAAAGUGCAGCAGCGCUCGGGAUUCUGGAUCCCAUUACUUUGCUGUGGCUGUGAUAAAGAAAGACUCAGGUAUCACCUGGGACAAUCUGCAGAACAAGAAGUCCUGCCACACAGGCAUUGGUAGAACUGCUGGCUGGAACAUUCCCAUGGGUCGCAUUCACGAAAAUACUCAGAGCUGUGACUUCAAGUCCUUCUUCAGUCAAAGUUGUGCCCCUGGAGCAGAUGUGAGCUCCACGCUCUGUUCUCUCUGUGUUGGUGAUACAGAGAAUCAGCACAAGUGCAAACCCUGUCUUGCGGAUGGUGUUGGUGAUGUUGCCUUCACCAAAUACUCAGUCCUAAUUGACAACAGCAAUGGCAUGGGUCUAAACUUAAAUCUUGAUGACUACCAAUUGAUCUGCCCUGGAAAAGCUCCAGUGCCAAUAGACAAGUUUUCUGAAUGUCAUUUGGCUAAAGUGCCAGCACAUGCUGUUGUGACUCGUCCAGAGAAGAGGGAUGAUGUGGUUAAAUUUCUGAAGACGGAGCAGGGUAAAUACGGAACCAGUGACGGUAACGCCGAAUUUCAGAUGUUCAGUUCAGCUUCUUACGCUGCCAAAAAUAUGCUGUUCAAGGACCGUACACAGUGUCUCCAAGAGAUUCCAAUUGGACAAAACUUUGAACAGUUUUUGGGAGAGGAGUACAUGAAAGUCAUGAAAUCCCUCCGAAAAUGUGAAGAAAACACUUCAGAACUGGAGAGGUCCUGCACUUUCCACCCAUGCCAGAAUAACAUAUAAUAAUCAUGGACGUUGUGGUACCUCAGAUGAUUCAUGAUGAAACAUCUGUCCUUUCAACCACACAUACAGUAUUUCAAUACUGCUCUUCAAACCAUUAUCUUCUGUAAACCUGUAAUAGAUUAAGUUGCAAUUCAAUUUACAUCAACAAGUGAAAAAGAAUGUGUUUCACUGUUUAAAUAAAAUAUUUCUUUCAUUUGA